CAGGGGGCUUCCUCACGGAGCUAGUGUUGCUCUGCACACACUCUCAGGAGACAGUGCAGGUUUCACUGUGCACCCUGCGGAGCCACUCUAUUCCCUGAGGGUCUGCGCCUCCUUAUUCCCCACAGCCCCACCCACAAAGCAGUUGUCUGGGAUGUGCUGUCUCCCUGCUAGCUUUCACCCAAGGGACUGUCAAACCCUUCAUGCGCCUGUCACCCCUAAAUUCCAUGCCUCUCAUCCACUGGCAGAUGAUCAAACGCGAGUGAUUCUCUCCCUGCUUCAAGAGGAGGGACUCAGCGACUACAUCAAUGCCAGCUUCAUCCGGGGUGCAGAUGGACGUCAGGCCUACAUUGCCACGCAAGGACCCCUGCCUCACACCCUACUAGAUUUCUGGCGCCUGGUCUGGGAGUUUGGGGUCAAGGUGAUACUGAUGGCCUGUCGCGAGAUAGAGAAUGGGCGGAAGAAGUGUGAGCGUUACUGGGCCCAGAAGCAGGAGCCACUGCAGACUGGGUUUUUCUGCAUCACCCUGACAAAGGAGACCCGGCUGAAUGCAGACAUCAUUCUCAGGACCCUCCAUGUCACAUUCAAGAAGGAGUCCCGUUCUGUGCACCAGUUGCAGUAUAUGUCCUGGCCAGACCGUGGUGUUCCCAGCAAUCCUGACCACAUGCUCACCAUGGUGGAAGAAGCCCGCCGCCUCCAAGGAUCUGGCCCUGGACCCCUAUGUGUCCACUGCAGUGCUGGCUGCGGGCGAACAGGAGUCCUGUGUACUAUUGAUUACGUGAGGCAGUUGCUCCUAACCCAGACCAUCCCGACUAACUUCAGCCUCUUUGACGUGGUGCUUGAGAUGCGGAAGCAGCGGCCUGCAGUAGUGCAGACAGAGGAGCAGUACAAGUUCCUGUACCAUACGGUGGCUCAGCUAUUCUACUCAGCCCUCCAGAACACCAGCUCCCACUACCAGAACCUCAAGGAGAAUUGUGCCCCACUCUACGAUGAUACCAGCUCCCUCCCGACUUCCCCAACCCUUCUUGCCAUACCCCGCCCACCAGGUGGGGUUCUCAGGAGCAUCUCAGUACCUGGGGCCCCAACCUUCCCCAUGGCCGACACAUAUGCGGUGGUGCAGAAGCGUGGGGCUCCAGCAGGCCCCGCACCCAGUGCACAGGCUCAUAGCACCUUGGAAACACCACUGUACAGCCAGGUGACACCACGCGCUCUGCGACCUGUGGCGCAUGCGGAGGAUGCGCGAGGGGCGCUACCUGGCCGUGUUCCUGUUAACCAAAGCCCUCCUGGAUCUGACGCCUAUGAGGAAGUGACAGAUGGAGCUCAGACUGGUGGGCUAGGCUUCAACUUGCGCAUUGGAAGGCCGAAGGGGCCGCGGGAUCCCCCUGCUGAGUGGACCCGAGUGUGAUUACUACAGUUGUGCCUCCCGGUCGUCGCACAUGGGUGUUUGGACUGCUGCUACCACCACUCUGCGGGUGUGAUGUGUUGGGAAUGGAAACGCUGGAUCUGGAUCAAAAUAAAAGUUUCUCAGGCUGGAAAAAGUGGGGACCUCCAGUGAUUGUAGCAGUCAAGGCUGGAGGAAGUAAAUGGGAGAUAAUAGCUGAUGAGGCCAGAUCCUGAGCAGAUUCAAGAAAGAAUAUCAGGAGUGGGCAUUGACUCCACCUUCUAAAUAGGAGGACCUCAACAGCUUAACAGACCAGCCAACAGCCUGACAGAUCAUUCCCAGCCAUAGAGACCACCAAAUAAAGCCAGAUGGACUUCUAGAUGGGCAGAAUUUCAGACAAACAGAUCCCCACUGUAUAGACAUACAGACAUCUCAGCUAGAAAGGCCCCACCCUAACCCCCAAGUGGGCAAACUUAUGGACAUUCCAUCUUACCAGACUCCUGUCUAGCCAGAUGAAUUCCCAACCAGAUAGACCACAGCUACACAGAAUCCUGACUGCACUGAGCAGUCUUGGCAGAUCUUUUAGGUAGACUGCCUCCCUGGUAGUAGACAGGUAAAUUCUCAGACCUCAGAUGGAUAUGUCCCCCAUUUAAUCAAUGGAUUAAAUUGAUUUAGACAGACAGAGACAUACUACCUUCAGCCAGAGUUAGAUAGACCCAAGCUGAUUGGCCAGCUAGACAGAUGCAGCCAGAUGGAAACAUAGACCCCAAGUGAUCAGACAGAUCAUUCCGCAGAUGAAUAGUCAAGUUUCCCAAAUAGGUAGGAACACUCUCCAGCUGUUCACACAGAUGGACCCCAAGCAAAUUAGACCCUAUCCAGACAGACCCCAGAGAGGCAGAAAGAACCCCCAACCAGACUGACCCAUUUCAUACAGACCCCCUGGCCAGACAGACUCAGCCCUUGAGCUGGACAGACAUGCAUACUGCCACUUGGAAGACAUACCCAUAGCACCUGCCAAACCCCAGAAUGAUGGGCAUACUGAGAAGCCCUAAGAUUGAUUUCACUAAAAAAACAGAUCAUAGACACACUAACUCCUAGCUUGACAAAACCUUCAGAUAGACUACUGGCUGGGCAGAUAUACCAGAUAUUCCCCAGCAAGAAAUACAACAAUCAGCCAGACCCCUAGGGAGACACCCUAGGAGCCAAAAAGAUCUCCAGCUGGACAAACAGUCCCCUAUCCAACAAACAGAACUUCAAGCCAGACACCCCUAUGUAGACAGCAAGUCAAGAAUAAGUUUAUGCAUGUUUAAAAGCCCUGAUCCUGCUCUGCUCUUCCCUCCUAAUCUGAUCUUCCCAAACAGGCCAGUGUCUAUCUGACAACAUCAGGUUCAUCUAGGUAGACUCCCAGCCAUACCUCCUGAUACAGUGCCCUCCCCAGACUGUGGGAAAGCUGUUCUGUGUCCAUGAUGUGCACAGACCACCAAAAGGCACCUAACAAGCACCUACCCAGCCAGACGCACAUCCUUCAUUGUUACUGUAGGAAUUCAGUGAAAGCAAGUAAGUCAAGUGCUCCAUUCAGGAUAUUUCCACUGUGCUCAGUAAAUGUCAGACUGUUAACACAAAGGUGUCUCCAGAAGAUCUUGUUCUUCGCACUCUGGUAUGGAAGAAUCCAAGUAAAACAAGUGGGUGUAGUGUGGAAGAUACCAGAGUUUUAUUAUAGGAAAGGGGGAAAGGAAUUACAGGUGAGGUCUCUGCCACGUGGCAUGGAGGUGCCAUGUGCAGAAGAAAAAAAGGGAAGGAUUCCAUUUUAGGUUGUUUUUAUAUCAUCCUUAACUUGAAGAAAUCCUUGUUAACUCCCACCUGCAAUGGCCUUCAGGCCAGGGGGAGUUGCUGGGUGGGCGGACUCAUGCAUAAACCUAUGCUAAUUCUCAGCUACCCCAAGUCCAUGCAGAGGAAAUUUCCACUCUAGUUUAACAAAGGAUUUGCAAUUGAAAUGGGACUUGAGUCAGGGAGGGGGAGCAGUCCCAGAUUUUUCCUAAUUCUAGCCUGCCUCAACUUUACAAUCCCAGGUUUAUAGAGUUGAGGCUCCCAGUUUGACACUGGUCCUGAGACAAGUUUUGGUUGUUGGUAAAAGGAGCAUGAAACGUGCCUUCCAUGGUCACAAUGCUUGCUGGCUGUGUCAAUUGCUGUGAAGUCUCUGCACAGACACCAGGGAUUGCAGAGAAACCUUGGGGUCUUCCAGCAUCAGCACCUAUAUGGGUUCAAACUCUCAGAUGAAAGUUGAGGAUGAUCAUUGUUGAUAGCUGCAAGGAAAGAGGCCCUGGGGUUUCACUUAAAGCAUGGAUGAAUCUCAAAGCUAGAAAUACUAAAUUCAUUGACCCCCCGCCCCAGAGACCAGAGGGUCAAAACAGUAGUGACCUGGAGGGGAAGGGUUGUGACAGAAAAGAGGAGGCAUGCUCUUUCUGAAAGAGAAACCAAUGCCAGUUGGAGCUGUCUCCUCA
Castor canadensis (American beaver) is the source of this 3879-nucleotide messenger RNA. The record is from RefSeq and is a predicted model, not a curated record. Lineage: Eukaryota; Metazoa; Chordata; Mammalia; Rodentia; Castoridae.